Messenger RNA from Culex quinquefasciatus (southern house mosquito), 1123 nucleotides. RefSeq lists its product as uncharacterized. The transcript is spliced from 3 exons. Gene Ontology annotation, molecular function: protein binding. Bases 120 to 1097 code for a protein of 325 amino acids. NCBI's taxonomy places the organism in Eukaryota, Metazoa, Arthropoda, Insecta, Diptera, Culicidae. The record is from RefSeq and is a predicted model, not a curated record.
AUACAGACGAAAUAAUGCAUUCUGUUGGAUUUCUUGCACGACUGUCACUAUGAGGUUUGUGAAAAAUAUUCGGUUGACCAGUACACUAAGCAUUUGAAGUGCAAACAGUCGAUUCAACGAUGAGUUUAGCGCCAAUUUCAACUCAACCAACAAUAGCAGAUCUGCCAAAUGAGAUGUUGGAGGAAAUUUUCUCCUACCUCGAGUUCACAGAACGUCUGGUAGUUUCGCAGGUUUGUCGCCACUGGCACGGAUCCGCCCUCCAAUGGGGUGAUGUCCGACUGAGCUUGUGUUCUUCUGAUAAGUCAAUUGGCGAGAGAUUCCUGACCAGUGGAAGGCCCUAUCGACAUCUGGAAAUGAACAGUGACCUUCUAGCCGAGAAGUUGAUAACGAAGUUUGGUGCCAGUUUGGAAACCAUUGUACUAACCAACGUUGAGUCGUGGGACUGGCUUGGUUCACUCGGUGGACUUCCGCAUCUGCGGAGUCUGAGCAUUAAAUGCAACUAUCGAUACGAUGCUUUGGAGGAUGUGCCCCUAGUUCAACCCUGUCCAACGUUUCGUUGGCUGACGCUGGAGGAGAUUGGCUCGAAUGCGUUUCCCGCGCUGAAUAGAUUCAUUAGUGCGACCUUCCCCGCACUUGUGUACUUGAAGGUGGAAUAUUAUUCCGGAAUUUUUCGUCUGUCCAAUCUUCCGAAAUUGCAACACUUGGAGAUGACCGGAUACAACCAGAUCGACGACGGGCUGCUGCAGGACUUCAAAACCCUGCCAGAUCUCCGCACGAUCAUCCUCCACGGAAGGCGACUCGAGUGCGGCUACCCGGACCACGUUCUCCGCAGUGACCACAUCCGGACGGUGCAGAUCGGCACGGAUGAUCCGCUCGACGACGACGAGUUGCUCCAGCUGACGGAGGCGUUCCCGGGGAUGACCAGCUUCAACUUUACCCGGUGGUCGCUGUGCACGGUCGCCGGAAUCGACGCUGCGAGACGGAAGCUGCCGAACUGCGCAUUCGAUGUGGCGCCGACGGAGGAUUCCAUGGAGCUGGGGUCGGGAUCGGAUGGGGCGGACUCGAGCUCCGACACUGAUGGGACUGAUUCGAGUUGAUUUAAUUUUUUCUGUAAAUGAACAUG